UAUUAUGUGGCCGAGUAGACUUAAAAACAAAACAAAAGGAAAAAAAUUCUCCAAAUUUUAUGUUUUUUAUUUUUAUAUUUUAUGAAUUGAUCUUAUUACAUUAUAUAGUAUAGGUUUUCUUUUAGUUGUGUAUCGGACAUUGGUUGGGCUGAGACUGACUUUUUGGUUUGAUCGCCGACAUGAAAAGAACUUUACGAUUCAAGCGAGUUGCAGCCAAACCUAAGAAACUCAUUCCCAUCCCCGCCGCCGACGAGAUUCCGUCAUCUGAGCGAUUAGAAGCCGAGGCAUUCUCAGAGCUAUCCGUUGAUAAAAUACCGAUAUUGCCCUUUUCCUUCUUCCAAAUUGACGCCCUAGACCUUGCCCCAGGAUUGCUCGGAAAGUUUCUCAAGAGAGAAGACGUCGUUCUUCAGAUCACCGAGGUAGAAGCUUAUAGACCCAAUGAUUCAGCUUGUCAUGGUCGAUUUGGCAUUACAGCAAGAACAGCCCCUGUUUUUGGAGCAGGUGGGCAUGCCUAUGUCUAUCUUUGUUAUGGCCUUCAUUCAAUGCUCAAUGUUGUAGCUGACAAGGAAGGUGUUGGAGCUGCCGUUUUGAUUCGUUCUUGUGCUCCAAUUACUGGAAUGGAGAUCAUUCAGCAGCGUCGAGGUCAAAAGACCGAUAAGCCUGUUCUUCUUAGUGGACCUGGAAAGGUUGGGCAAGCACUGGGUCUUACAACGGAAUGGUCCAACCAUCCCCUCUUCAUUGCUGGUGGAUUGGAAAUUUUGGAUGGUCCAGAGCCUGAAAAGAUUUUGGUUGGUCCACGUGUUGGCAUUGAUUAUGCUUUGCCAGAGCAUGUAAAUGCACUGUGGAGAUUUGCUAUUGCUGGUACCCCUUGGAUAAGUGCUCCUAAAAGCACACUCAAGCCCCCGUAACACACUAACAGGGUUUCUUUUGCCCUUUUUUGCGAGGGAAAUUCAUGGAUGGUAUCUUAUCCUGCAACUUAAUUGUGAAAUAUGACAGAUUUUAUAAGCCCUUAUUUGAAUAGCACAGGGUUUCAUAAUCCAACAUUGUAAAUACAAGAAAAUCUACUCAUGCAAUGCUGCCUUGUAAUGAAUUGUGAAGCGUGGAACAGUUUUAAGCUCGUCAUUGAAUAGCGAUAUACUCAUGCAACACUUCA
Molecule: messenger RNA, 1153 nt
Organism: Humulus lupulus (European hop)
Lineage: Eukaryota; Viridiplantae; Streptophyta; Magnoliopsida; Rosales; Cannabaceae
Product: DNA-3-methyladenine glycosylase
Exons: 6
Coding region: 180-908 (242 amino acids)
Biological process (GO): base-excision repair
Molecular function (GO): alkylbase DNA N-glycosylase activity; DNA binding
Source: RefSeq, a predicted model, not a curated record